This is a messenger RNA of Didymodactylos carnosus, 906 nucleotides long. NCBI's taxonomy places the organism in Eukaryota, Metazoa, Rotifera, Eurotatoria, Philodinida, Philodinidae. The record is from the annotation of a GenBank genome assembly.
AUGGUAUCCAGUUUACUUUCCAAUAAUUAUACCACUACAGGAGGUAAUUGGGUGUUGACAAAUGAAGCACCCGUCGUAGUUUAUCCUGAUUAUGAAGCGCCACUUAGAGUAAGACGCGAAGGAAUCAACAAUUACGUGAAAAAUAGAGGUAGUCUUAACAUUGGAGAUUGGGAAACUGAAGGGCGUCAACCGAAUGCAAGUGCCCGGUUACCACCUCCAGCACCGCCGAAAGUAUUUGGAAUCGAUGCAACUCUCAAUUAUACUAAAAGUCGAGGUUCAACAGCAAAUCUGUUAACCGGUUAUCUCGACCCACCUAAUCCACAUCAAGGCUUACGCGUAAAAAAAGAAGGACGAGCAAAUUAUGAAAAAAAUCAUGAUGCUUCACUAAAAACGUUACUUCAGAACUAUGGAAAAUUACCAAUUUCGGACCGCCGAGUUCCGAAUACCAAAGGCGAAUUCGCUACUCGUAUGUUUUAUUCAAAUAACCAAGGUUCAAUGGGACAAAUAAUUAAUGAUUAUGGACGUGCAUUACCGAGUCCCCGUCCAGUACCAAAUGUUAAAGGCGCUGCGGCUACCGAAAAUCGAAUAAAAGGACAAGGUGAUUCAUUUUUAAUCACAAACAACGAUCCGAACGCCCCGACUAUGCCAAGAUGUGAAUCAGGUUUAGGUUUGAAAGGAGAUCAAGCUGUUGAAAAUUAUGAUCGAAGUCAAGGUCGUAAUGUUGAUCUAUUGUUUCAUCAAUACGGACGUUUGCCACAAUCAGCUCGUGCGAAUCCUAAAGUAAAAUAUCAAGGUGUCGAUAAUUACAUAAAAGAUCGAGGUAGUUCAAUGAGGAAAACUUUAUCUCAAGUGCCGCCAUCAACGCGUUUCAGAGAACGCCCACAGUCAGUACCACCACAAUUAUAA